CUCAACUUGCCUGCUUGGACCUCUGUGACGACUUGGACUUGAACCGCCACGUCGACCCCGAAUACGCCUACGACUACGACGACGACGAGUACUACGAUCUAAUAGCUUCUAGGAAAUCAUGAAAGUAGCGGGUGCAGCGCUUCCUGGGGUCUUUUUCUGCUUUGCAGCGAUGGUGCUGCUCAUCUUUGUGUCGGUGUCAGAACCGACAUGGGACAGAGUCUCCUUCCUCAAUGUGCGGAGAGAUAACGGGACUGUGCACUAUGGAUGCUUUGGGUACACGAACCAUCCAGUGGGUAUCGGGUAUUACUUCAGCAAUGACCGACUCAACUCGGGGAUCCUGCACAACCUCACGAAAACACUCAUCCUCCAUCCAAUCGCCGCUGGUCUCGCAGGUAUCGCCUUCUUCUUCGGCCUCUGCGGUCUCGCCUUCAGCCGCAUCGGGACGAUCUUCAUGUCCCUGGUCGCCGGCCUCGCAGUCCUCGUCACCCUCGUCGCCUGGGUUAUCGACAUGGUCCUCUUCGGUAUCGCACGACAGCGAUACAGAAACGAGGGUCUCUGGGCGCAGUAUGGCAAUGCGAAUUGGUUGACGCUGGGUGCGCUUGUGUCGCUUGUGUUGGGAUUCUGCACGGCGGCGAUUGGGUCGUUUGGGAGGUAUAGGAGGAAGAGGAGUGAUGUUGGUCGAACGACCUACUAAAUGGUGUUGGUUAUGUUUUCGACGACCCUUGACGACGUUUUGCGACCCCCCACGUUCUUCAAGUUGUGACAUCUGCUUUCUCGGCUUUUACUCUCCAUGCUUUCUCCUAACGACUCGCUGUUUUCACGAGUUACAGUCUCAGCUUUUGUCUUAACUAGAAUAUCCCCCCACCACACCCCUCCAGCCCAGUCAUUUUUUUUUCACUUGUUCAUCCCGACUGUUGGAAGUUUUCGAACGCUUUAUAGUUUUGCUUCAAGUUGUAUAAUGUCCUUUCGACUUCAUCCAUUCGUUUUCUUUUGUACUAGUAGUAAGUACUCAUGUCCUUUCAGACCCCUCACGCCCCGCCUUUAGUGUAGUAGUACUAUUGUUAAGUAUAGUGUAAUGUCAAUUGCUUCUGACGCCUCGUUUUAAUUUUCAACUUUGAUUUUGUGAGAGUGUGAGUACCAGAACGACAAGGAAGAGAAUCAGUUCAUUCUUAGAAGUACAGAGCAGAAAUUUAUGGAUUUGGUAACAAAUGCGUUUACUGAGCAGGAAUAGGAACUUCGCCAAGAGGGGUCAGCCUCAAGUUGUGCCUUCGAACAUCCUUGCCAUAGUCAGGAACAGCCGAAUGGUUCGUGACUCGGUUAUCCUAUUACAGACGUUAGCCAUCCACACCUACGCAGGCUUUGUGCACGGAAAACACUCACCCAGA
Coprinopsis cinerea okayama7#130 is the source of this 1385-nucleotide messenger RNA. RefSeq lists its product as hypothetical. Lineage: Eukaryota; Fungi; Basidiomycota; Agaricomycetes; Agaricales; Psathyrellaceae. Gene Ontology annotation, cellular component: growing cell tip; cell division site; plasma membrane. The record is from RefSeq and is a predicted model, not a curated record. The coding region runs from base 119 to 694 and encodes 191 amino acids. The transcript is spliced from 4 exons.